Molecule: messenger RNA, 3497 nt
Organism: Mya arenaria
Lineage: Eukaryota; Metazoa; Mollusca; Bivalvia; Myida; Myidae
Product: microfibril-associated glycoprotein 4-like
Exons: 6
Coding region: 39-1229 (396 amino acids)
Source: RefSeq, a predicted model, not a curated record
CUCGCGUGUGCAGUAACUUAAAUUGUUCUUAACAUCAGAUGAGGCUAAAUGCAGAAAUGAAGUUUCUUGUAAAUCUUUGCGCAGUUGCAAGUAUUGUGUGCUUCGUUCUUUCUGAAGACAUGAAAGAAGAAUCGACAUUCAAUUAUGAAGAGAAAGUUUUGGAAAUGGUUUUGAAGGACAACAAAGAAAUAAUGAAUGAGAACUCGGGAAUUGAAAAUAACUACAAAAGUGUUCAAGAUGUCAAACAGUUAAUACAAUUACUUAUAAAUAAUACGGAAGAGAACAAGAGUGAAUUAAAAAAUCUUUUUGCAAAACAUGACUCGCGAAUUGAAAACAACUACAAACGUGUUCAAGAUGUCAAACUGUUGAUACAAUCACUUAUAAAUAACACGGAAGAACAUGACUCGAAUUUUGUGGGGGGAGGAUGGUCGGACUGGGAGUCGUGGGGUUCCUGCUCAGUAGCAUGUGGUGAGGGAUUUCAAACACGCGUGCGUAGAUGUGACAACCCAACACCCUCAAGUCACGGGAGAUAUUGCCAUGGUGACGCCAAAGAAUGGCGAAUGUGCGAUGGGGCUCAAACAAAAGUGACAGAUUGUCUGGAUAUUUAUCGUAAAUAUCCAUCCUCACCUGACGGGGUGUAUCGAGUCAACUUGUGGAAAUCCAAGACGGCUAUCAGUGUGUACUGCGACAUGACGUCAAGCAACGGAGGAUGGACGGUAUUCCAAAACCGGUAUGACGGAUCGGAGGAGUUUUACUUAGAUCUCAAGGCUUACACUGAAGGGUUUGGAAAUACAUCAGCCGAAUUCUGGCUUGGGUUAAGAUACAUAAAAGAGCUCGCGGAUCAGGGGAAUACUACUCUUCGCAUGGAGGUAGGUGCCGCCGACGGAAGCGAGGCUUACGAAGAGUGGCCGGACUUCCAGUUAGGAGAGGCACCGGGUUACAAAUUGCACGUAGGAGGGAAAGGCACGGGAACCGCUGGGGAUUUCGGCCACUACUUCUCAAAGUCCCAAAAUGGAACGGAUUUCACAGCAAAGGGAAGCACAUGUGGUAACCUAGAUAAAGGUGGUUGGUGGUACGGAGAAUGUGCAUACAUCAACCUCAAUGGACACUACGCUCCGCCAGGGACAAGGUCCGGGUACAACUCUGGAUGGGGAGGAAUGGUUUAUUACAGUUUUAAGCAAUACGAAUCACUCAAAACAUCAAGAAUGAUGUUGCGAAGAGUUGAAUGAAAGAGUCGAAAGGCUAACGGUUCAACUACUUCCAUAACUUGAACAAUGGGUAAACUAUUAUUUAUGCAGAUGAAGGUUUUGAUUUGCUCAACUCAACUGAAAACACGUUCAUUAUUUUAUGUCCAGUUUGCAUACAAUUACAAAUAUGAGAACGAACGAAAGACAUAAUGAUGAUGGUAAACAUGCAAGGUAAUGCAUUUACAUAUAUGUAAAAAAAAGAUAAUAUCAAGUCAUUAUAAUACAAGUUGCAUUCGAAAGAUAACACAUAGCUUAGUGUGUAUAUUUACUUAAGACAUAAUACAUUAAUCUCGUUAAUUCUGAACUAAAGACAACGUUUAACUAUAAACCCUACUGGCCAUUUUCACAUCCACAUAAAGCAGACGAGCAAAUAAGUAGAGAUGGGUACUAUUUAGGUUAUUUUUGGUAAAACUUAUUGCAAUGUAUCGCAAUUUUUUUUCAACUAUAAGUUUAAUAACAAUGAGACACAUAUGAUUUAAACAUGUGCAUUUUUAUUACAUAUAUGUUUCUUAACUUAAUUCGGUUGCUGUACACCGUGCCCAUUAGAAUCGGUUUUGGGAAUAUGAGAAAAAAAAAAUGGCAGCAGAAAUUCGCAAUAUUGAUUUUGUCAAACCGUUUUAAAAUGUACGCUGGUGAUACAAACAACUUGAAGUAUAUUUAUUUAUUAAUUAUGUGGUAUUUUGAAAUGUUUUAUUAGUAGAUGACACUAAUUACAUGUGAACAACCCACAAUGGUUUAAGUUUAGUUGGACGAGUUAUGGCGCUCUUGCAUUGUGCCUACUAUCAUAUUUUGUAUACCCGGACACAUCCGAACUAGAAGUGCAUAUGUAGUGACAGAAUAUACUUCAUUGAAAAAAUGAUUUAUUUUUUUAAUUUGUGGCACGAGUUAUGCAGAAUGUUUAUAGAGGAUAAUUGUUGUUGUUUUUUCAGAGCAAGAUCGUAAAAACAUUCACCAAGUAAGCACCAGAAAUAUAUAUUAUACAAGUGGCGUUCACGAGGAGAUUUGCGAGUUAACUCAGAAACAAAUAUAUUAUUUUAUUUUUGUUAUAUGGAAAUACAACGUUAAUUGUAGUCUUAACAGAAAAACGAGCAAAAUGUAUGCGAACGUAACGUCAUUUUGGAUAUGACAUCCAUUCGUAUAAUAUGUCUUAGCCAUGUGCUUGUUUACGUUUAAUUUUGAAGUGAGAGCGGGCUAAAAAUUCAAAACAGUGAAAAAUAUAUAAUUGUUAUUUUACUGUCUGAAUAAGUGAAAUAUCAUUUAUUUUCAGUAAUUUUAUAUAACAAUCGGAAAUAAUAUGAUAAAUGGCCUUGUACCAGUUAAAUAUUAAAUAUAAGUAUUAUAUUGUUAUUGACACACCUACACUUAUGUUCAAGUAGUACGGUGUUGAAAUAACAAACAACUCUAAAUCAAAAUUGCUGAGAAUCUGGCAUCAAUUUGUCAAAGUUCUUAGGCCUAACAAGCUUAAGUUGCUUAUAUUUUUAAACCAAAAUUCCUACUCAAUUCUGAAUUUACUUAAUAAAAAAAAAAGUUUUUCGUGAUCAUUAUAAUGAAUUUUUCCAAAAAAUCCUGAAAUCCUAACGUUAGCAAAACUUAUAGCCAAAAAUAGCAUUGAGUUGAGCUUUAUCUGAUUAAUUUUACACUGUCCAUGCUUUGUUCUUAUUAGAAAGAAAUACAUGAAACGUCAUUAUUAUACCGGUCCAUCUGUACUAAAAUUCACUGAACUGUUAGAUACGACAUAAGACAAGAACUCAUCAAAGUAUUUAUUGUCAAAGAAGCGUUAUGUAUAAGACGAACAAUUCUAAAUAUUGAAUUAUAAUAAUGUUUUAUUGGUUUUUUUGUUGUUGUUGUUUUUUUGUUCAUUCUCACCGAAUUUGAAUAUGAACAUAAAACUGUACUCGCAUUGACGUAUUAUCUAAUUACAUGUGUUUUCACUAUGUGUUCAAUUAUUUUAUAUAUGUGGUUAAAGAAUUUGACGUACACAUUUUAAUGAAAUAUAUGUUCUGUUCCGUUCUGAAUCCUGUAAGUACAUAAGAUGUUUCGAGAAAUAAGGGACAUGCAUCAACAAAUGCAUUGCAUGAUAGCAAUUAUGGAUGACAUCAAAAUAUAUAUGGAUCAUGAUUUUCUUGUAUUUUAUAUUAUAGUAUUCAUAUUUCUGACGAAGAGUCUUGCUUUAGAACUUCAGACUUUUGUAGCUAUACUAGUUAUAUUCGUUUGUAAUAUUAUGUAGUAACGAUGUACUUUGUACAAAUA